UUGUAGUAAUAUAUUAUACUCGCGCCUGCUGUGGAAUGAAUUUUUGACUGUCAUUUAAGAUAUUUUUUGUCCAGAGCUCAUCAUGAUUAAAUUUAAGAAAAUUACAACUACUAACAGGAAUUUCAUUAUAUUGUGGAUGCAAAUAGCAAGUAUGGUGCACUCAGUUCAUAGUGAUCAGUACCUAACUAUAACUGUGGACGUCAAAUCUUUAAAUUUUUCACUUAUCUAUAAUUUGUCUGAAGCAGAUUAUAACAUAUUUUAUUCAGAUCUCUGCAACGAAACAGUGAUCACUGUAAAACUUCAAUUCAAAAAUAUUAACUUGUAUUCCACAAAAGCAGAAAUAUCUAGGUAUUCAAAUUUACAUGACCAAAGUUCACCAUACGUUUGUCAGAUAGUUAAUUAUGAUUUUGUUUGUGGUAGAGAUUCAAUCCAUCAUGAGAAUUACACACAAUAUGUUUUUUCUUCUAAUGCAGCUUUGUGUGUUAAAAAAUGUAUUAAUUUUUAUGCCGAUCAAGAAUUGCAAAUAAACGCAUCAAACAAUUGGCUUACAAGUAGUAGGCAGGAAUGUCAAAUAUCAACAUCUACUUCCAGUUCAAUAAAUACGAUAGAUUCUAAAACAUCACCAAGCCCCGUCAUAAAUAGCGUGAUAACGUCAGCCUCAAACACAGAUAAUCAGCAUACAGGAGAUAAUGUUGAGGGUAAUCUGCCCUUGAUAAUAGGAUGUAGCGUAGCGGGGGCAGUUACUAUUACUGUUAUACUUAUAGUAGUGUUUGUAGUUAAGAAAAAACAGAUCAGAACGAAUAAAAAACAUUCAAGUCCAUCAACUAACCCUUACCCUAACCCUACCUUUAAUGAGUUUUUGAAAACCGAGGACGCGAGUCAAACAGUUUCUCCAAGCAACCUAAAUUAUUAUGAUAUGCGUUCAGGAAAUACAGAAAUAACAACUGAAUCUAGCGAUUUAAAAAGUAGUGCUAUUAAAAAUGACAAGAGCAGCAAUGAGCUUUAUUCUGAGACGUAUGCCCGAAAUUCUAACAAUAAUAAUGGUAGUCACAAUAAGAAGUUCAAUCCAGCACAUGACAGUGCUAACUCUACUGUUGAUCCAGUAGAAUUAAAUAAAAGUAUUUUGAGAGACAAACAGGUCGCGGCUAACAAAGCGGCCCAAGAGCCUUAUGUAGAUUUCGCGCUACCCGACCAAACAGCGAGCCUUUAUUCUAGACUAAGAGAAAGUGGGAAAGAUUUUCAAAACGUAUAUAAUGUGUCUCCAACACAAGAAAUAAAUAGACCACAAUCCAACACUUCAUCCAGCUAUGUUCUCAUGGCUAAGGAAGGAAGCGCUAUUCCUACAAGGCCCACACCUUCUUACGAAAACGUUGUUGACUAUGAUGCUGGUCAAGAUGUGUAUGCCCAAGUCAACAAACAAGGUCGAAGUAACAGGCUACAAACGAGAACGAACAGUUCCGACAGCACUGUCUUUUGAACAAAGUCUAUAUCUCCUUGUCUGGUACAAGGUUCAGCCUUCUGAUGAUUUUUUUGCAUAGAUUUCAUUACUUCACUGGCAAAUAGACAUCGACUAAAGAUCAUCGUAGACCACUAGAACAGAUUUAUCAUCUCUGAAAGAACUUUUUCAUGAAAGAUAUCUUUCCAAAACACACAUUGUCACAAACCGCUGUGAGCCCACACCCGUUUGUGUGUGUGUAGCAGAACAACCGCAGUCCACUACGGGCCUGGCUAAGGAAUGUUAACCUAGCUGACCCCUCUCCCGCCAUCAUGGCCUUGUUAUUGUGGAAAAUGUUAAGUUUGUUUACUGUUAUUUAUAUUUUAGAGCUAAUGCAAUUAUUUAUGUUUUUAAUAUAUUUUAAUUAGUUGAAUUAGAUUUAUUUUAUUAUUGGAAGGGGAAAUAAGUAUUUUUUGUGUGCUUUAAUGUUUAUUUUGUUGUGACGUGACCAGGGGACCUAGUCUACAACGAGGGCGCGGUGACCUGGGAAAUUUGGGGAAAAAGGGGUAGUUGGCGCGGCGCCUUGGAGAUAUUGGCUCUGACCAGAUCGCUGCCUACGUCAUCAUUGGUCAGAGGCCAAGGUUAUGCAUCACUGAUGAUGCAUGUGGACGUAACCACUGAGGUUAUGCGUCACUGAUGAUGCAUGUGGACGUAACCACUGUGUUGCUGUGUAGUCCACAUGGGAGGGGAAUUUGCUCUGGAAACGAACGGACAGUCGGCGUGGGUUUUGUAGAGCGGGCGGUCGCAUUUCCCGCUUCUGUUUGUCGUCCUAAUAUUGUACGAGAAAACUUAUAGAGAAUCUAACGUUCCUAGUCAUUAGAGAUCUGAGUUUAGUCGUGGCCAGUUUUGUUGAUACCUGUAUGUAAACGUUAUAUUUGGAAGAUUCUAUACUGGAUGUAAAUAAAGUUAUACGCCUACGUUUUUCUAACUAUAUUCAGGUGUUUAGUUUUAUAUCUUAAUUAUAUAGACAAACACCAAAAUCGCGACAGGGCUAAAGCCACCAAAGUUCCAGCGUCAACAGUCGGGCCUCCAGAAUCACCCUAGACCACGACCAGUUAAAGCAGGCGCCAGCACACUGCUAGCGUCUUGUGACACACAUGAUACUUAAAGACAACCUGCACAGAUUAAACCACUGUUACAUCUUAUAUAAUACAGACGUUACUUCAAAAAAAGAAGAUGAACAAAGUAGUCAUCACCUUUCUAUUAGGACUAAAACAAAAAGAUUUUAAAACUCCUUUAUCCCACUUUCGGUCAGUGUUCAAUGGGGUUGUUACGGUCGUAGCGCAGCAUGGUGUGCAUGAAUAAUGGUGCGAAUUUGUGUAAUGAAUGGAAGGGAUGUUAAAAAGGGGAAGCCGGGAGAAAGUGACGGGAAGAGAAAUGAAAUGUUCAUGUGUACAUAAAUUGUUAUAAUAUUAAAGUAUUUAUAGAGUAAAACCUGAGAGUGCAUUAUUUCGAAGAGUCUUGUGUUGUAACAUGUUACAAGGUCAUAUGUCGUCAUCGAGAAGUACAUAGAAGUCCAAUGCAUAAAGCGCUGGUUGUGAGUGUGUAUGUAUUCUUGGGUGUGAAUGUUGUUCAUAUUUGCAUCUAUAUUGUUAUUGUUACAGUAGCUACGCUGAGGUGGUCAAUUGUAGUCAAACUGAAUUUCCAUUUGAUUGGAUCAAUAAAAAAUAUCGUAUCUAAUC
Molecule: messenger RNA, 3177 nt
Organism: Biomphalaria glabrata
Lineage: Eukaryota; Metazoa; Mollusca; Gastropoda; Planorbidae
Exons: 3
Coding region: 83-1477 (464 amino acids)
Source: RefSeq, a predicted model, not a curated record